AUGAGUGUCAGCACCCAGACCUCCUUUCAAAACUCGGAUCCUACUUCUACUGCCAACGGUAUCCCUUCUCCCUGGCACGUACUCAAGCUGGCCAAUCUCCUACCAGCAUGCCGAUGCAAGCCUAAUCGAGAACUUACCUCCUACCAACAUGCAGACUCAGUGGCUCACGUAGUCGAGGUGACCUUCCCCCUACCAACGGGCACUAACGGCACUAACACGACCCAGGCAUGCAAACCACAGAAAGUCAUGCAAGUCACAACCGUUCCUUCAACCUGGCUCACAUAA
This is a messenger RNA of Dibothriocephalus latus, 285 nucleotides long. NCBI's taxonomy places the organism in Eukaryota, Metazoa, Platyhelminthes, Cestoda, Diphyllobothriidea, Diphyllobothriidae. The record is from the annotation of a GenBank genome assembly.